Ogataea angusta is the source of this 1377-nucleotide messenger RNA. RefSeq lists its product as uncharacterized. Gene Ontology annotation, molecular function: L-lactate dehydrogenase (cytochrome) activity. The coding region runs from base 1 to 1377 and encodes 458 amino acids. The transcript has a single exon. Lineage: Eukaryota; Fungi; Ascomycota; Pichiomycetes; Pichiales; Pichiaceae. The record is from RefSeq and is a predicted model, not a curated record. Gene Ontology annotation, biological process: lactate metabolic process.
AUGUUUGCUCGCACUCUUAGACAGUUUGCCCGCAGAAGGCUAUCCAGAUGGUCUGUUCCGGUGUCGGGAAUGGCUUUAGGCGCCGCCCUGUUGGCUACCAACUCGGGCCCUAUGUUCAACGAUUCUAGAAAGAAAAAACGCAUUAUCUUUCUGGACGAUGACGAGGACGACGAGGACGAAGAGGAUCGCAAAGAAAGAGAACGGCAAGAGGCCAUAGCCAACAAGCCUUCGCUCUCCACCGUCUACUCCCUAACCGAUUUUGAGAGUAUUGCGAAAAGAGUUCUACCUGAAGGAAUCUGGGGAUACUACUCCACCGGCUCCGACGACGAAAUAUCCUUGCGAGAAAACCACUAUGCCUUCGGCAGAAUCUUCUUCAGGCCUCAAUGCCUAAUUGAUGUCAGCAGCUGCUCAUUGGACACAGAAAUUCUGGGCACCAAACUCUCUGCGCCAUUCUACAUCACCGCAUUUGCCGGCUCUCCCUCGGCCCAUCCCGUGGCAGAAAGAGGUCUCCGCAACGCUGCUGGACUCGAAAACAUUAUUCAUCUAAUUCCAUUUCAACUGUCCUUCCCGGUGGAGGAAUAUCAGGCUGGCCUGAAACCCGGACAGCAGAACUUCUAUCAAUUGCAUUUCUAUAACCAAAAACAGUUUGACGAGGCUCCCGAGUUUUUCAAGAAACUGGAGAGCAUGCCUAAUAUUAAAGCCGUUUUCAUCAAUGUCGACCUCAACGCUCUCGGCAAUCGUGAAAAAGACAGCAAGAUCAGAGCACGGAUCGACUCUGGAACGACAGAGGCUCUCGAAGUGUAUGCGCAUUCCGACGUCAAGUACUUCAACCUCACCUGGGACCACAUGAAACAGAUCCAGCAGAUGACCAAGCUUCCUAUUGUGUUGAAGGGUGUUUUGAAUAAGAACGAUGUGCUCAAGGCUGCUGAGGCUGGUCUUGCAGGUGCUCUUAUCUCAAAUCACGGUGGUCGUCAGCUCGACUUCGCCAUGCCUCCAAUCGAGAUUCUGGCCGAGAGCAAGCAGCUUCUCAAAGAGAAAGGACUGGACAAGAACUUUGAGCUAUUUAUUGAUGGAGGAGUUAGAAGAGGCUCGGACAUUAUCAAGGCUCUCUGCCUAGGAGCUUCGGGAGUCGGUCUGGGAAGACCGUUUCUGUAUUCGCUGGCCAGCUAUGGUGAAGAGGGCGUUCAAAGAGCGAUUCAGAUUUUGAAGACCGAGAUGAUCAGGGACAUGAAACUGCUGGGAGUCAGCUCUAUCAGCGAGCUCAAUGAAGAUAUGGUGGACAUUACCUCAUUGAAGUACAAAGGACUGCAAACCAGAGACCAUCUGUACGACCAGAACUAUACACCUAUGCCUGAUCCGCCAUUCCGAAAAGAGUGA